Ixodes scapularis (black-legged tick) is the source of this 1962-nucleotide messenger RNA. Its product is annotated as sodium- and chloride-dependent glycine transporter 2-like. The record is from RefSeq and is a predicted model, not a curated record. Gene Ontology annotation, molecular function: glycine transmembrane transporter activity. Gene Ontology annotation, cellular component: membrane. The transcript is spliced from 14 exons. Gene Ontology annotation, biological process: sodium ion transmembrane transport. The coding region runs from base 1 to 1962 and encodes 653 amino acids. NCBI's taxonomy places the organism in Eukaryota, Metazoa, Arthropoda, Arachnida, Ixodida, Ixodidae.
AUGGACGAGCCUCGGGAGCAAUGGGACAGCAACCUGGAAUUUCUACUGGGAAGCAUCGGCAUGAGCAUUGGACUGGGAAACAUUUGGAGGUUUCCGUACGUGGCAUACGAGAACGGGGGAGGAGCGUUCCUGAUUCCCUACAUUAUCAUCAUGACGCUCGUGGGGAGGUCCAUGUUCUACAUGGAGAUGCUCCUGGGCCAGUUCCGCAGCGCUGGGGCCACGCUCUGCUUUGACUGCGUUCCACUGGCAAGAGGCGUCGGCUGGACGAUGGUCUACACCUGUUUCGCCAUCUGUGCCUACUACAACUUGCUGCUGUCCUACUCGCUCAACUACCUGUACUACUCCUUCUAUGAUGUCCUGCCUUGGACCGUCUGCAAUCCGGACUGGGCAAACGACGAGUGUUACGACAAGAGUACCGUUUUGAAAGCGUGCAAGAAGGUGAACAGCACGCUCUACAAGAUGUACAUCGAUUCGAACUCGACGAGGGCUCUCAAUGACAGUGCUGUGCUCGGUGGAAAGUUUGGAGAUGUCUUGGUGCCCUUAUCGACAUACGCAGACGCGAUCGGAAACUGCAGCGAACAAGUGCAAUCGUCUCCGGAGCAAUUUUUCAAUCGUCAAGUCCUGAACCGCAGCGGUGGCAUCGAGGAGCUAGGCACUUUGCAAGGGGGUCUGGUCCUCGGUCUUCUUAUCUCUUGGAUUGCUGUGUUCCUCAGUGUCUUCAAGGGUGUUCGAUCCUCCGGAAAGGUGUCCUACUUCACCGCUCUCACGCCCUUCUUCAUUCUCGGAGUCAUCAUGGUUAGGGGUGUUACACUCCCUGGUGCCAUGGACGGCCUCAAGUACUACUUGCUUCCAAAAUGGGAGCAACUGUUUACGUUUAAGGUCUGGCGCAGUGCAGCCGUGCAGAUUUUCUUCUCCAUAAGCUUGGCCCAAGGAUUGAACAUGUGCUUAGCCAGUUACAACGAAUUUUCGAAUAACAUCGUGAGGAACGUGUAUGUCAUCGCCGUGGCCGAUUCUUUUACCAGCAUCUUCGGGGGUGUUGUCAUAUUUUCGGUGUUGGGUAACAUGGCCCUGCAGCUGGACACCACCAUUCCCGAAGUCAUGAGAGGCGGAUUCGGGUUGGCCUUUGCGGUUUACCCGCAUGCACUGAGUCAGAUUCCAGGAGCCCACUUUUGGUCUGUCGCUUUCUUCACCAUGCUCUUCUUGCUUGCCAUCGACUCCGAGUUUGGCUUUGUGGAAAGUGCUCUGACUCCAUUGAAGGACGAAUUUCCUGUGCUCCGUGUUCAUCAGUCUAAAUUGGCCCUGGCAUGUGCUGUUUUCUUUUUUCUACUUGGGUUGCCCAUCGCGUCUCAGGGUGGAAUUUACAUGAUAAACCUGCUUGAUGAGUAUGUGUCAAGUCAUCUGAUUCCAUGGGUUGGAGUGGCUGAGCUUGUCACUCUCGUCUUUGGAUAUGGCAUCAGGCGUCUAAUGACGGACAUGGAGUUCAUGCUGGGCCAGCCGCCUUCUGAACUGACGUACUACAGCUGGAAGUACUUGUGCCCAGCGUGUGCCAUCAUCCUGGCGAUCGCUUCACUAGCGACCGCCCAGCUCGCAAAACUUGAGGACUACGUGUACCCGUUGGCGGCUAAUCUGGCCGGAAUCACUUUCGUGGUAAUCGGACUGUCCUUUAUCCCCAUCUUCGUUGUCAUCGAACUCCGGAACGCUGACUGGGACCUCCGUAAGGCAGUUCGCCCUCGCGACAACUGGGGACCCAAGAAUCUGGAACAGCGCAGGCUGUAUCGCCUCUUCAUGGUGCAGAGAGGCUACAUGGAACCGAAGGAGGCCGAGGCCCUGUCGCUGUCGGAAGAGAAGCUUAGGAACGCCCAAAAGUUAGAGGCUGGAGGUGGAGGGGCUCUGCAGUUGGAGACCAGGCCCCCGGUGGAGGACAUACCAAUUGGAGAUAAACGUCCGCCUUCCGAAGUAUGA